GACAGAUCGAAAUUGAAGAUGAAUGAGUGAUCUAGGAACUCUAAAGUGAUCCAUUGCUCUACCCUUUUGCGUUCGAAUUACUUUCGCGCUUUCUCGCGUUGUUAGGAUACUGUGUACUGAUUACGAGGAGUGGGGGUAGUAAUGUAUUGUUCUAUUUUAUGUCCAUGAUUUUUUUUGAGAAGUUUAGGCGUUCAAUUUCAACUGCUUUGUGUGACUUGGAAUUAGAAAUGAGCUCCAAAUAUCAUGUAAUACACAACCCCAAAACUACAUAUCGUCAAUUACAUUAUAUCCUACUUUUUUUCUGUGGCGCCACCGUUAAACCGCCACGGAGGAUGAAUUCAGACUUUCCCGGGGUUCAAUUUGAACGGCGUUUAGCGCAUGAACGGUACCAGAUUUUGGUAUUGUGGAACGCAUUUGGAACCCAAAGUUCCAUAAGCGAGUUUAAACAUUUAACUCGCGGGUUUCAUUCGUAUUGUUGAACUGGCUCUAGAGGUUUGCGUGAUAUUCAACAUGCAAUCCACGACAUCCCAGCAGAUUCCGUCUCCAGAACUUUUCUUCACAACUGUUCCUCCUAUUUCUAUAAUAGAGCUCAUAUUAGGUAAAAUUGACCCAUGUGACUAUCCAGAUCCAUCAGCUAAGUCGGAUUUCCAACGGCGGGUGUUAAAAUGCCGAACGUUGAUCGAUGCAAUACCAGAGAUCAUUGCUUACCCAGGGGCUUUUUCGGAUUCACAUAUUUAUAUUUCAUCUACUAAGGAAUUGUUGGAAACUGGAAAAAUACAGGAAAACCUUGCUAGAAUGAAUAUACAGUUAACUUCACUCGAGAAAGUCAGUCCACAACUUUUUAAAAGUUGUUUGAUCUACACCAUCUACCACAAACUUGCUCCCGAAUGGAACCAACUUGGCGAAGAUCUUAUUCAAGGGAGAAAUUUCCUCACUUCUGAAUCACCGCUGAACGCCGUAAGGAUGGAAAUCACUAAUCAGAGUCACAUUAAAUGUGAAGAAACAAUUUUCUCAAUAUCUCCAAGAUGCUAUCGUAGCUUCGUGUUAUUCUCGCUUCAAAAUCUUAAAGGUCGUGAUCAGUUUUUGCCUACCAAGAUUAUAAACGAUUUUUUAGCAGCUAAAAAUGACACGAUUGAGAUAAAUGAGAGAACUACGGGAAAGUGCUUGGUGCAAGUUUUUCCCAGUCUAAGGAGAGCACGGGUUGUACGUAUAACAAAACAGAUGUCAAAAACUCAUUUCAAACACUAUGACCAAAUAAGGAAUUAUUGGCAGAAUAUGUAUGCCUAUCAUCUACCAGAAAGUGAUAAUGAUCUGAUUUACUACGAGAUAUGUUUCUUUGGAGAAAGUUUCACGUAUCCUAGUUGCUGUGUAUUGGCCCCCAAGCUGAAAGAACUACGCAUAUUUCCUGCGAAGGACAUUGUGAAUCAAUUUAUUUCUGAUCUGCAUACCAGAGUCCCUACCAUUUGUGGCGUCCCAUUGACAGUUACAAAAUUUGUACCAUCCACCUUCACAGUUACUCUUCAUCGAAGGGAUGAUCUCAAAGAGAAUGUUUUAAUCAAUGAAAGGGCAUUCCCGACCAGCCAACGGUUGACUUUAUUUGGAAGUCAUAACAGUACGUGUGACUUGGAGAAUGCUCAUGCCAAUCCCUAUUGUGGAUCGUCAGCAGCUAUUUCUAACACCACUUGUGGCUCAACAACUUAUCAUAAUGUGAUGCAGAAGAAAGAUUCCCGCCAGGCUUGUGACUUGAAAGACUCGACGAACGCUCAUUCUUCAAAAAAGACUUGCUUGGGAUUGUCUGACUCAAACAACACAGUGGAUACAGUAAUUAAAACACCAAAAAAUAUUAUAGAUAUCACUCUUGACUCAUGGAAGAAGCAGGCAGCGUGUUUGCGUCAACUUCCAAAUGACUCUCUAUGGGUAGGCAACUCAAUCACUGAUAAAUUACAAAAAAGUGAUUCCAAUGAUAAAUUAGCUGUUGAGCAAUCUGGCAAGGAUAACAACGUUGUGACUGAUGGACCCCACGGAAACGCUACAGACAUCACAAGUCCCUAUUUUGAUGUGAUUCCAAGUACAAAGGGUAAUGAAUACCUUGGCACCUCUGGUGCUCGGUUGCAAGUAAAAAUAUCAUCACAAGAGGGGAAGAAGUCCACAAAGCUGAAUUUCCACCGUUUGUCUCGUAAGAAAUUAACGACUCCAAUGAUAAUUGGAGCGAACGCAAAAAGAAAAGAUCAACAUACCUCAAACCUGAAUAUGAAAGAUAUUUCUGAAUACUUCAAGACGAAAAAACGAGUAGGGAAAUCAUUCCUGGAAACUUCAAAACUAAAAUCUGACGCACCGAAGUUCAUUCAAACGCAGUUAAAUUUGCAGCAUAUUGGAAUGGCUAAAAACCACCUUGGUGACAUAGCCAGACCAUCGAGUUCCUAAGAAUACUCGGGGAUGAAAAUAAUCUCAAUAAGGUCAGUUUAAAGAGAAGAAUAUAUUUUAAAAUAAAUAGGGUAAUAUUACAAGUUAUUCUAUUUUUAUCAGUCAAUUAUCUACUAUACUUCAAUUCACGUUCUACGAUUAGACAAACAAUUAAUACAUAUAAUCCAAAAUACCGCCUAUCAAUGAUUCAAAGAAUACAGUUAUAAUAUAAGUAUGUCAUUCAUGGCUAAGUUGUUGAGAACAAUAAAUAAUUCCUAACGUUUUUACUCAUUGA
This is a messenger RNA of Athalia rosae (coleseed sawfly), 2698 nucleotides long. RefSeq lists its product as uncharacterized. The transcript is spliced from 7 exons. Lineage: Eukaryota; Metazoa; Arthropoda; Insecta; Hymenoptera; Athaliidae. Bases 511 to 2424 code for a protein of 637 amino acids. The record is from RefSeq and is a predicted model, not a curated record.